AGUUCACGAGCUGUUUACUCUCACCAGCUCGUGCAUUUCUAAAGCAAAUCAUGUGAAAUGGAGCUGCAGGAAAAAGUACCUGUGCCAAUAUUUACAGAAGUAGAUAAGGACGUGUUUCUGCGAGAUAUUUAUCCCGAGCGCAGACCAGCCGUCCUGAGAGGCACGUGUCUCGGACCAUGCCUGGAGAAGUGGACGGUGGAGUAUCUGGGACAGAGAGGGGGAGACAAGGAAGUGAAGAUCCACGUGUCCACUGUGCCGCAGAUGGACUUCCUGCACAAAAACUUUGCGUACAAGACUCUGCCAUUCAAUGAGUUUGUGAAAAGGGCAUCUGAAAAAAAGCACUCCGACUUCUUCCUGUGUGAGGACGAGAGCUAUUAUCUUCGAUCACUGGGAGAGGACGUUCGAAAGGAACCUGCUGAUCUGAGCAAACAGUUCCCGGACAUGGCGGAGGACUUUCACAUCCCACAGUUCUUUGAACCCAAUCAGUUUUUCUCCAGUGUGUUCCGCAUCAGCUCCUGUGGUCUGCAGCUGUGGACGCACUACGACGUGAUGGACAACCUGCUGGCUCAGGUGACGGGGAGGAAGAGAGUGGCUCUCUACAGCCCCCAGGAUGCAUUGCACCUCUACCUGUCAGGUGAUAAAUCGGAGGUGCUGGACAUCGACUCCCCGGACCUGAAUCAGUUUCCUGAGUUUGUGAAGGCAAAGAGAUACGAGUGUGUGCUGGAGCCAGGGGAUCUACUUUUUAUCCCUGCGCUGUGGUUCCACAACACCCUGGCCCUGCAGUUCGGUGUGGGCGUAAAUGUGUUCUGGCGCCAUCUACCUGCCGACAGCUAUGACCGGAAGGACCCGUAUGGUAACAAAGACCCCGCAGCCGCGACCCGGGCCCUUCAGGCGCUGGAGAGGGCGCUACGCACUCUGGACGAGCUCCCGGACGAUUAUCGGGACUUUUACGGGCGCCGAAUGGUCCAACGCAUCCAGAAGCGGACGUACUGUGACGGCCAGUCGAGCACAACUACACGGGACGGAACGUUAUCCAGCAGCCAGUUCACCAAACCUGGAUGAGGGUUGGAAGUUGAAUGUGAUUUUAACAGAGCAUGUGGACGUUUGGAUGAACAAAAUAUCAACAUGAGGCCAUAGUCACCAUGACGUCAUCCGUUGGUUUGUUGAAUGCUGUCUUGAAGCCUCGAGUUUAGCGAUUUGGCUGCCGCCAUCUUGGCUUUUUUGCAACCAAUGAACAGAA
Anarrhichthys ocellatus (wolf-eel) is the source of this 1240-nucleotide messenger RNA. RefSeq names its product tRNA-yW synthesizing protein 5 (gene tyw5). The transcript has 8 exons. Gene Ontology annotation, biological process: wybutosine biosynthetic process. Gene Ontology annotation, molecular function: tRNA binding. NCBI's taxonomy places the organism in Eukaryota, Metazoa, Chordata, Actinopteri, Perciformes, Anarhichadidae. Bases 58 to 1062 code for a protein of 334 amino acids. The record is from RefSeq and is a predicted model, not a curated record.